CAUAUCUUGGAAACUAUAGAGAGCCGCGAAUCCUUGUUCCACUUGACAAAUUGCAACAGCCAAAACCGUACAAGUCACUGCCUAUUAUCUUCGAGCACUUUCUUGCAUAUAUAGCACUUGAAAAAUAUUCCAACCUCUUUGAAAGUUCUAGUUGUUUGAGUCCUUCGACGUUCAAACUUUGAACUUUGCCUUGUUCAAAAAAACUUUGCCAACCCUAUAUUUCCAUUAUCCUACACAAUUCAUAUUACAACAUAUAUAGCCUACCACAACACAAUCCAUAAAUCAUUGCAACUUUAAAUCCCAUGGCUCGUUAGUUCUGUUUGUUUGAUUUGAAAAUCAUGUCAAAUAUACCGACCUCACUCUCUAAUAUUUGCCUCACACAAUUUCGCCUUGCCAUGUCCAUAGCAAACCCAUGGCCCUUCUCAUGAACCCCUAACUCACCACGCACUAGCAUAUCACAAUCUUCCCCCUCAACGUUCUCUCACCGACAUGGCGAAGAUUCACGGAUUUAAGCUCGGGAGGCGCCUUGUACAGUUUUCUAGACGUGUCUUUAAAAACAAACGGAUCCGACCUGACUAUCAUCACUUUGGUUGUCUUUCUCGUACUCCAACAAUGAAGAUUCUCAGGUGGGGCCGUAAGCUCACUGAAGGUGCCAUGUCACUUUUUAAUAGACCGAGUUAUAUCCGGUUAGGAUCCGACCAAAAAUUCAGCGUGCCGAAGGGACACAUGGUCGUGUAUGUGGGACAGAAAGAAGAAGAGAUAAUUAGGGUUAUGGUGCCGGUGAUAUACUUUAACCACCCGUUAUUCGGUGAAUUGCUUAGAGAGGUUGAGGAGGAGUAUGGGUUCAACCACCAAGGGGGGAUCACGAUACCAUGCCGGUUCACGGAGUUUGAACGGGUCAAGACAUGGAUUGCAUCAGGAUCCGACAAUUGCACCGGUCGAAAAUUGUAUUUGAAGACGUGAUGUUGUGAUAUAGUGAUCGUGUAACUAAAGUUGUGUUUGAUUGUUGCGAGUAUAUUUAGAUUGAUUUGUUUGAACUUUGAAGUUAUCUUAUUUAUAUAAAUAAAAAUAUAUGUGAUUAUGCUAUAAUUAAUUUGUUUAUUCAAAUAGAGUUUAUCAUAAAUCUUUACCCUA
Molecule: messenger RNA, 1134 nt
Organism: Trifolium pratense (red clover)
Lineage: Eukaryota; Viridiplantae; Streptophyta; Magnoliopsida; Fabales; Fabaceae
Product: auxin-responsive protein SAUR36
Exons: 1
Coding region: 490-963 (157 amino acids)
Biological process (GO): response to auxin
Source: RefSeq, a predicted model, not a curated record